Molecule: messenger RNA, 456 nt
Organism: Penicillium riverlandense
Lineage: Eukaryota; Fungi; Ascomycota; Eurotiomycetes; Eurotiales; Aspergillaceae
Exons: 1
Coding region: 1-456 (151 amino acids)
Source: RefSeq, a predicted model, not a curated record
AUGAGCCCUACGACUACAACCCAGGAUAAGCCGUCAUCUAGGACUACUACGACCGUGGCUUGCUUUCUUAGUUCCUACGGCCCGAUGAGUUGCAACACUCGCACUAGCGCGCGCCAUCGUCGCAUCCGAGCGCUUUUCCGGCGACGCCACAUACUUUCUUGUCUCAGCGCGCGAUUCGCUCGGUUCCUGAAGUUGUUUGUCAGCCACCGGGAUGCCGAUGACGUCAAGCUCCGAUUUGCCCCGCGAUGCGUAAAUGUUGAUUCGAUCGCACCGCUGCAUCUAGAGAAUAAUGAGUCUUCGGGAUACUCUGCUCCGUACAGCAAUGGUCAAAGCAAGGGCGCUCGGCGAGACCGGGGUCGACGGAAGAGGCGCGGGCUUUCCCUCAUGGCCGCAUUUGCUUAUGUUGCCCGAGCGCCACGCCGACAUGCCCUGCAUUUGAGCGGUUCCGACAGUUAA